AUGUCCGCGCGCCCACCCGUCCACGCCACUACACGAUCCGCGGCAAAGCAAAAAAGACACCGGACCCGGUCAGGCUGCGUGGUGUGUAAGCGACGGAAAAUCAAAUGCGACGAGGCAAAACCGGCUUGUAGCCCGUGCCGCUCACGCAGCCUCGCCUGUACCUACGAUCGCAACGCCGCGAUCGCCCGGGCGAACAGUGACGCAAGACAUGCAUCCACAGCUCCAAGGGCGACUGAAGCAGCUUCAAGUUGGGGUUCUUCACCAGAACCGGUGGCGAACAGGGCUCGGUCGUCCAUUCUGACCCAUGAUGCCGGGAAUUCCCAGGCUGAGGAGCCACUCGCCAAGGCGUUCUGCGCCCAAAUGACUCGCAAUAUUAUCCGCAGCGUGGACUGUCCGGGAAACCCCCAUCUGGAUGUGUUCAAAUCGCUGAUGCGGUCUCCGACUGUCCUCCACGCAUUGCGUGCUCUCGCCAGCCUCCAUGUUCCCGGCUGUGCGUGUCCGGAGGAAAGUGCUCGGGCCCGAACGGCCAGUCUGCGGGAUCAAGGAACGGCCAUCCAGCUGCUGAACCGUGAUCUCCAGAACCCUAAGCUCGCGCAUUCCGACGCUGUUCUUGCAGCCACCAUCCUACUUUACCUGUUCGAGAAGGCAUAUGACCCAGACAACGAAAACCACUUAAGCUACUUCGAAGGCGCCCGCACCCUAAUCCAUCAGCGCUUCUUCACCGUUAGAGACGUAGCACCGCAAGGCGACGAAGUCUCCUGGGCGACCAGGGUCCUGGUGAAGACAUUCGCCUGGAACAAUGUAAUGACGAUUGUGUCGAAGCCGUUCCUGUUCCAGGACCGAGACCUCGACGUUCUGAGAUUAACGGACCUGCUGAACCUGAAGAGCGACCAGAACCUGUACCUGCUCGGCUGGGCAAAGGAUGCAUUCUGGCUAAUGACAGACCUCGCGGCUUUCACCCAGUGUUCAAUCCCCCCCGACCCGAAUAACGUAGCGUGGCGGAUGAGAAUGCUUCCUCGAGCCAUGCGCGUGGAAAAGAGGCUGAAGGGUUAUACGGUGACGCUCGACUCGGUGAAAUACUACAUGGGCAAGGUUGAAGUUGCCGAGAACGUCACAAGGCACUGCCUAGCGACAACUGAGCUGCUUCGUCGGACCUCGUUGCUUUAUCUGUACCAGGUCAUGCCGGAUAUGAUGCCAGUGUUUCUGGUCGAUGAUCUGGCGUAUGACUUGCUCCAGCAACUGAAUUCAAUCCCGAAGGAUAGCCCGAUGAUCGCGUAUCAUGGAUGGAUUCUUCUUACCGUCGGAGCGCAGUGUCUGGAUCCUGUGGACCGCGGGUUGGUGCUGGAGAGAUUGGAGCUCAGCCAUGGGAAAUUUCAGUUAUCGUCGGUUGCGGCGAACGCGACCAGAUUGCUUCUAGAGGUUUGGAGACGAAGAGAUGAAGGGCUCAAGGACGGAACAUAUACGAGCCGUGUGGGCGUUGGGCACUGGACAGAUGUGUUGAGAGAUAUCGGACCGAAUCUGGCUUAUGUUUGA
Aspergillus puulaauensis is the source of this 1533-nucleotide messenger RNA. RefSeq names its product Zn(II)2Cys6 transcription factor. Gene Ontology annotation, molecular function: transcription cis-regulatory region binding; DNA-binding transcription factor activity, RNA polymerase II-specific; zinc ion binding. The transcript is spliced from 4 exons. NCBI's taxonomy places the organism in Eukaryota, Fungi, Ascomycota, Eurotiomycetes, Eurotiales, Aspergillaceae. The coding region runs from base 1 to 1533 and encodes 510 amino acids. The record is from RefSeq and is a predicted model, not a curated record. Gene Ontology annotation, biological process: positive regulation of transcription by RNA polymerase II. Gene Ontology annotation, cellular component: nucleus.